AGUUGUUUAUAUUUUUCUAAUUUGAAGUCGGCCGCAUUGGGUGGAGCCGCUCACCUGGUGAACUUCUGCAGUACAGACACAAUAGCUGGAGUAUUGAUGGCUCAACGCUAUUAUGGCUGUCCAAUGGCUGGCUUCUCCAUUCCAGCAGCUGAACACAGUACCAUCAUAUCUUGGGGAAAGAACAAGGAGAAGGAAGCCUUUGAGAGCAUCCUUGACCAAUUCCUGUCGGGUCCGGUGUCGGUUGUUAGCGACAGCUACGACAUUUUUAACGCCUGUAAACACAUCUGGGGAGACAAGCUAAAGGAGCGAGUCAUGGAGCGCAGCGAAGACUCCUGCCUGGUGAUCCGACCAGAUUCUGGAGACCCAGCAGAGACCUUAAUUGAGGUAAAGAAGAGAAAUACGCUGCUCUUCCUUCCACAGGAUCUUCUGGUGACUGUCUUUGAGAAUGGCAGCCUGGUGCAGGACUACUCUCUGGAGGAGAUCAGGAAGAACGCUUUGCUUCGGGAUGAGGAGCUCAUUCCAAACCUGAACCACCAUGAACACGAGCUGCUGCACAACCACAUCAACGGCAGCAUUCAUUAGAGUGCCGGCGCCAUCGAUGGGCGCCACGGUACUCUAUGCACCACGCUGCGUCGGGUCAUUCAGAAAUCACAGAUGAUAUCAUGACGUGUUGAUUAUUUCCUGCCAAGAACCACAAACGACCCACUGCUGCAACCUUCACGUCUGAGAGCCAAACCCCCCCUCCAUGUACACCCGCUUCCCUCACAGCCAUAAAGUUCGGCCAUGUUUCCGCCGCAGCGUGAAGCUCAGGUUAAAUAUGAGUUAAAGUUCUUC
Molecule: messenger RNA, 834 nt
Organism: Cyprinodon variegatus (sheepshead minnow)
Lineage: Eukaryota; Metazoa; Chordata; Actinopteri; Cyprinodontiformes; Cyprinodontidae
Product: nicotinamide phosphoribosyltransferase-like
Exons: 3
Biological process (GO): NAD+ biosynthetic process
Molecular function (GO): nicotinamide phosphoribosyltransferase activity
Source: RefSeq, a predicted model, not a curated record